AUGGACCUAAUCCCAAGCUCUUCCAUGGAAACCUGGGUUCUCCUGGUCUUCAGUCUGCUGCUCCUCUAUCUAUAUGGGACCCGUUCACAUGGACAUUUUAAGAAACUGGGGAUUCCUGGGCCGAGACCUUUGCCCUUUUUAGGAACAGUACUGAACUACCGUUAUGGUAUGCAAAAUUUUGACAUAGAAUGUUAUAAAAAGUAUGGAAGAAUAUGGGGGUUAUAUGAUGGUUGGAUGCCUAUGCUGGCCAUCACGGAUCCAGACAUGAUCAAAACCAUCCUGGUGAAAGAAUGUUACUCUGUCUUCACAAACCGGCGGCCACUAGGCCCAGUGGGAUUCAUGAAAUAUGCAGUCUCCAUAAAUAAAGAUGAGGAAUGGAAGAGGAUCCGAUCACUGCUGUCUCCAGCCUUCACAAGUGGGAAGCUCAAAGAGAUGUUCCCCAUCAUUGUUCAGUAUGGAGAUGUGUUGGUGAGGAACCUGAGGAAGGAGGCAGGGAAAGACAAGCCUGUGGACUUGAAAAGUGUAUUUGGAGCCUACAGUAUGGAUGUCAUCAUGAGCACGUCAUUUGGAGUGAAUAUUGAUUCUCUCAACAACCCACAAGAUCCCUUUGUGGAAAAUGCAAAGAAGCUCUUAAGAUUUGAAAUCUUUAACCCAUUUUCUUUAUUAUUAUUGAUCUUACCAUUCCUUACACCCAUUUUUGAAACUCUCAGUAUCACUGUUUUUCCAAGAAGUGUCAUUAAAUUUUUCAAGAAAUCUAUAAAGGUCAUGAAAGAAAAUCGCCUUAAAGAUGAAGGUAAGCACCAAGUGGACCUCCUCCAAUUGAUGAUCAACUCCCAGAAUUCCAAAGAGGUGGCCCAUCAUAAAGCUCUGACUGAUUUGGAGCUCGUGGCCCAAUCUGUGAUCUUUAUUUUUGCUGGCUAUGAAACCACGAGCAAUUCCCUGUCUUUCACUCUGUAUUUACUGGCCACUCACCCUGACGUCCAGAAGAAACUGCAAGAGGAGAUUGACACAACUUUCCCUAACCAGGCUGCUCCCACCUAUGAUGCCAUGAUGCAGAUGGACUAUCUUGACAUGGUGGUGAAUGAAACCCUCAGACUCUACCCUAUUGCUGGCAGACUGGAGAGGGUGUGCAAGAAAGAUGUGGAAAUCAGGGGUGUACUCGUUCCCAAGGGCACAGUGGUGAUGAUGCCCCUCUUUGUCCUCCACAAAGACCCAUCACUGUGGACAGAGCCUGAGGAGUUCCAUCCAGAAAGGUUCAGUAAGAAGAACAAGGGGGGCAUAAACCCUUAUGUCUACAUGCCCUUUGGAAAUGGCCCCCGGAACUGCAUUGGCAUGAGGUUUGCUCUCAUGAACAUGAAGGUUGCUCUGGUGCGAGUCCUGCAGAACUUCACCUUCAAGCCCUGCAAAGAGACACAGAUUCCUAUGAAGCUGGGAAAUCAAGGACUUACUCAACCAGAAAAACCCAUUGUCCUAAAGGCUGAGCCAAGAGAGGGAACUGUGAGUGAAGCUUGAUUUUGGGGAAAGAUUUCUACUUUGUCCUUAUAUCUAUAUCCAGAAUGCCUGAGAGGUGAUUUAACUCCUUAAAUAGAACCCAGAAAUGAAGAUCGUCCCAGUAAUGGCUACCCAUGGCUUCUGAGUGUCCUUUUAGUUUGCUAAGAGGGUUAAUGUGAGACACAAGUGAGAUGACUGAAUAAAUGCCAGCUCUGUAGACUCA
Erinaceus europaeus (western European hedgehog) is the source of this 1714-nucleotide messenger RNA. Its product is annotated as cytochrome P450 3A12-like. Bases 1 to 1512 code for a protein of 503 amino acids. The transcript is spliced from 13 exons. Gene Ontology annotation, molecular function: oxidoreductase activity, acting on paired donors, with incorporation or reduction of molecular oxygen, reduced flavin or flavoprotein as one donor, and incorporation of one atom of oxygen; testosterone 6-beta-hydroxylase activity; iron ion binding. Lineage: Eukaryota; Metazoa; Chordata; Mammalia; Eulipotyphla; Erinaceidae. The record is from RefSeq and is a predicted model, not a curated record. Gene Ontology annotation, biological process: oxidative demethylation; steroid metabolic process.